GUUGAGCCCAAACGCAUCCGUUUCAUCCGUAGUCCUCGCUGUAUAUAUUUGUCUUUCUUCACUGACCGUAUGAACUCAUUUUGGAUCAUCAAGUUAGCAUCGUAUCGAAACGGUUGCUUUCUAGGGAAAUUAUGAGUGCUUCUUCGUCCAGAGAAGUGAACAAGGAUGAGCAAGUGGCCCAAUGCAAAGUCCGCAAGCCAAGGUGGCUUGAGGCUUUUCUGAAAAAAACUUUCUUUGACUCAUGUACGGCUCAUCCAUUUCGUAGGAAUGAGUUGAAUAAGUACUGUAUAAACUGCAAUCUGUCAGUUUGCCAAUAUUGUGUAUCAUCAGGCCCUCAUCGCAACCACAAGAUACUUAAAAUCUAUAGACAUGUUUACAAGGAUGUUGUCUCCCUUGCUGCUAUGGAAAAGUAUAUUGACACCUCGCAGAUCCAGCCCUACAAAUGCAACAAGCGACUGGUUAUUUCCCUGAAUCCUCUCCCACACUGUGGUUCAGCAAUAAAUACUGAGGCAUCAUGUGAUACCUGCAGUAGAAAGUUGACUGACCCUGAUGUAUACCGCUACUGCUCCAUUUCCUGCAAGGUCAAAGCUUUUUUGUGCAAGCCUAAUGAUUCAGUUCCUCCCUUCAUUUCCCUCCAGAGUCCUCCUCCUCAGGAAAAACAGGAGGACGCUGCUGAACCCCAAAAGGUGCUAAACAAAAGAAAGGGAACACCCCGCAGAGCUCCCUUCUUCUAA
This is a messenger RNA of Abrus precatorius (Indian licorice), 734 nucleotides long. RefSeq lists its product as uncharacterized. The transcript is spliced from 5 exons. Gene Ontology annotation, molecular function: zinc ion binding. Lineage: Eukaryota; Viridiplantae; Streptophyta; Magnoliopsida; Fabales; Fabaceae. The record is from RefSeq and is a predicted model, not a curated record. The coding region runs from base 132 to 734 and encodes 200 amino acids.